UUUGGUGUUUCGAUGUCCAAACGGGGUGCUUCCAUCAGCAUCCAUCCUUAAGUUGAGGAUGCAUUUUUAAGGUUAUUUAAAAAAGGAGAGCCGUUUAGACAAGGGAUCCGUCCGACGUUCGAACGGAGAGAGCUCCGAUCUCAUGCGGCCGGCGAUUCUCUUCUUCUCCCACUUCUAUGGGUAACUUUGUGAUCUGAGGAGAAAGGGCCUAUCCCAACAAACCCACCGCCGCUACUGCACGUCGGUUGGCGCCGCCGGCCAUCUUGCUGCUUAUUUUGGGCGGCGACUCGAGUUUCAUCAACUGUGUUCUGGGUCUCGUUACUGCCUAUUUCGCGAUUCCGGCGAGGCUGCUACGUUAGUGGCAUACCGGAAAGUGGCUUGCGGGGAGCUGUUGUAAGCUUUUGGCUACCAACGACUGCAAUUUUGGAGAAAGUGGGUUCGGCCAAAGCACAGUAGCUCGUGCAUUUGGUAAUCAGAUUUAACCCACUUCAAUCGAAUUUCAUUUUGAAGGUAGAGGUUAAGAUCUCCUCCUUGGCUGUCUGGGAAAACAAGGAUUGUAGAUCUCUCACUCGUUCUCAGGUUCUCUGAUAAACAAUGGGUUUAUGGGAAGCUUUUCUCAAUUGGCUUCGGAGCCUUUUUUUCAAGCAAGAAAUGGAACUGUCUUUGAUUGGACUUCAGAAUGCUGGAAAAACAUCCCUCGUAAAUGUUGUUGCAACUGGUGGAUAUAGUGAAGACAUGAUUCCAACGGUAGGAUUUAAUAUGAAGAAAGUUACUAAAGGGAAUGUGACAAUAAAGUUGUGGGACCUUGGAGGCCAACCCAGGUUUCGCAGCAUGUGGGAAAGAUACUGUCGUGCAGUUUCUGCUAUUGUUUAUGUUGUUGAUGCUGCUGAUCAUGAAAACAUUCCCAUCUCAAAAAGCGAGCUUCAUGAUCUGCUCAGCAAACCAUCACUAAAUGGUAUUCCUUUGCUGGUACUGGGGAACAAGAUAGACAAGCAAGGAGCUCUGUCUAAGCAGGCUUUGACUGAUCAAAUGGGGCUCAAGUCAAUUACAGACAGAGAAGUAUGCUGCUUCAUGAUUUCAUGCAAGAACUCAACCAAUAUUGACUCGGUUAUUGAUUGGCUUGUGAAGCAUUCCAAAUCUAAGAGCUGAGAAGAAGCCUCGUUUCCUGUAUUCUGGAUUUGUGCGUGUUGAAAUUUCUGAAGGGUGGCUUUCUGGGGUUUUUGUAGUUCAGAUUCAUUACUCUAACCUGGUUUCUAUUGUUCAUUAUUUCUUUAUUUUCUAAUAUGUGUUGAUUGUAUAUUAAAUUUUAUUUCUUUUUGAUUGUGAUGAAUCUUGGGCUUUUCAUUGAGACUCUCUUUCUCUC
Malania oleifera is the source of this 1363-nucleotide messenger RNA. RefSeq names its product ADP-ribosylation factor-like protein 8a. Gene Ontology annotation, biological process: protein transport. Gene Ontology annotation, molecular function: GTPase activity; GTP binding. NCBI's taxonomy places the organism in Eukaryota, Viridiplantae, Streptophyta, Magnoliopsida, Santalales, Ximeniaceae. The record is from RefSeq and is a predicted model, not a curated record. The transcript is spliced from 8 exons. The coding region runs from base 595 to 1149 and encodes 184 amino acids.